Molecule: messenger RNA, 6538 nt
Organism: Linum trigynum
Lineage: Eukaryota; Viridiplantae; Streptophyta; Magnoliopsida; Malpighiales; Linaceae
Source: the annotation of a GenBank genome assembly
GUUGAUUGUUUUUUGAAAUUUUUUUUUAUAAGGGUGAACAGAUUAUAUUUACGAGAAAGAAAACAAGUUAAAAGGUACAAGUGCUCUCUCCAUUGCUGUUUGGAAGAUUUACCUUAUCAACUCAUGACUCAUGAGGUUAUAGAUGAACGAAUGUUGUCGGACAAGUUGUGUGUGUAUGUCUUCUAAGGUGAUAAUGGAACGUAAAAGUGAGAGGAUUAUAUUAGACACAGCAAUUAGAUUAGAAUGGUAGACAAGCUAAGGGGGGAAAAAACGAAAAUGGACGGUCGGAAGAGAGAUAGAAAAGAGAUGUGAUCAAGUAUGAUACACGGGGGAUGUUUUUUUUUUUAGACAAGGGAAGUGGGAAGAUAGGAAGGAAUCUUUUAUUUGCAACUUGCCAUAAAAAGUCUGGUUGGUCUUGUGAGAGAUGGGAGAUUGUUUUCUUCAACUUUUUGUUAUAUAUUAUGUAUUAUUUAUGUUAUCCUUUUUUUCCUAAUAGGAUAAUACAAGUAUCACAAAUUAUAUCAAAUUAAAGCUUUCUCAUCAAUCAUUAGGACCCAAAACUUGAGUUACAUAUUUCGUCUGUUUUGUUUUAAUUGAAUUCGUCAUUUAUCUUUUAAAAAAAAAACUUGAGUUACAUAUUAGAAUUAGAAUGUAAAAAGAAAUAAGUAGAUUUACAUAAUUCAUUUAUACGGUGUGUUAUUCACGGGUAGGGGAGACUAGUCUCUUUAUAUUUAAGAAAAUCAAUAUUUCAGAGAGGGAUUGAUAAUGUAUGUGUACAUAGCACCAUCUAUGGAGGGUCUAACUCUAAUCCAACUUGAAAAAAAAUAAGAUUUAAAACCGCAUUCAUUUCUAAUCGACGAUAAAUAAUGUGACUUCAAAAUAAUUCAUCAUUAGAGUUUUAUUGUGUUUUCUCUAUAUAAUCAUCUAUUAUACAACAUUCUAUGCAUCAAAUUUCAAAUGACAUCAUGUUAUCGAUCUGACAACUAGAUCAACCUUUAAGUGUGGACUGUCAUAAUUAACAACAUCAUUUUCACUUUGUCUUGAAACUCCAGGAAAUUUUGUAGAAAUGAGUUCCGAUCCUUCGAACCCCUCCAUGUUACUAGCAGUCUAGCACCAUUGUCGAUGGAGAUUUUGAAGGACAAACUUACAAAGAAGAAGAUUUGUACAGAUUGGAUGUAGUAUAUUUGUAUCAAUCCUCUACCAGAGACAAAGCAUAAAACAAUCAUCAUUUCAGACAACAUAUAUGUUCUCAUACUUGUCGUGUAUUUAUUUUUGUACACAAACAUGUCAAGUGUUUAUGAUUGACCCUAUUGUUUAGGAUGAAUUUUCCUAUGUACCAUCGCCAACCACGAAUUUAAGUCGUAAUCAUUAUUGUAACCAAAACUAUGUUAGGAUGUAAUAUGUCAUACCAAAAUCAACUAGCUCGUUCAGGGAAAACCAUCCUCGAACAAUCAUGUAUAAUUUAUUUUUAUAUAAUCUAAUUUGUUUUUUAGAAUGACAAUGUAAAAUGAAGUUUCUUUGUCACAUUGUUUGCAAAAAAUGAGAGAAAAUUAUCAAGAUUUGAGAUUUAAGAGAUAAUUAUAAUGUUUUAGGGAUAUGGAUGAAUGAAGUGUUAAGUGAAUGAGUCUAGAAUAUAGUUACAAUACAUAUUGGAGGGGGGUCGUGCAGAUUCUUAAAAUACUAAAAUUGCACCAAACUCAUUACCCUUUUUAUCAAAUUUGAUGAAAAUCCACCCAAAAACAAUAAGAUAAUAUCUGUUCAAUUUUUCCCGACAAAAUCGAUUUGAAUUCGAUUGGACAGAUAUGAGUUAUUUUGCAUAGCAAAUCAGCCAAAGAAUUCCUCUAGAAUAAUUUUGGCUUUUAUGAAAUUGGUUUAAAUAGUUAAGCUCGAUGGCCCGAGAGAAGUUAUGUCUGGGUUCUCAUAACAAUUGGUAAAGUUAUGCAAUGAGAAAAGCCCAUACUAAGUAGUGGUAGAGUUGGGUUUCAUAAGUUUGAAAUAUGCCAAAAGCCCAUAAGAGAUGGUUAUAUAUAGGUGUGGACUUUUUUCUUUUGUAAGGAAAGGAGCAAGCCCAUCUUACAAAGGCCCAUCACAAUAAUAGUACAAUUGCCAAAAAGGCAAAAAAUGUGUCCAGAAAGGGAAAAAAAAAAAGUGGAUUGGAAUAUAUGUGACCCGCAAUCUACCCACAUACAUAUGCGGGUUGGGUUGGGUGGGUGGCGGAUGAGUGCGGUUAGGUCGCGGGUUAACACCACAAAAGCAAUUCUCCAACUAGUCAUUAAGAAAAUUGACUAACAUUUAUAAUUUGUAUUCCAAUAUUUAAUGGAUAUUAACAAUAAUUUGCAUACCAAUAUCCAUUGUCAAUGGAUAUUGCACAACACAAUAACCAAUAAUAGUAGUCAAAACUAAUCUUUAUUCUCCACCUUUUGCAAUAUAUGGUCAAACUGUAGUGCAGUUACUACAGUUAGAAAAUAUGAUGAAUAUUCGAUACUAUAAAAACAACAUUUUUCCAUGUAAAAAUAGGAUGCGGGCCAACAUAAAGCGUUCUUUUGUUGGUGGUGAAUAUUCUCCUCAGAUUAUUCAGUCUCGCAGUGAUCUUGAGAUGCAUUCUCGGGGUAUGUCUCAAUGUUUUAAUUUGAUUCCUUUGCAGGACGGCUGGCUGGUGAGAAGACCCCGUACGCAAUCCACCCAUCAUCCACCCACAUAAGUGCGGGUGAGAGAUUUAACAAUCCGCAAUCCACCCACAUCAAUCACCCAUUACAUGCCGGUCGGUUAUUUACGGGUGAGUAGAUAUCAUUCCGCGGAUUAACCACUCAGGUGCCCACCCCUAUUUGCAGGAGAGGAAAACUCAACUUUUUUUUUUUAAGAAAAAGGAAAACUUUACUUAGUACUUGUUAUUCCCAGCUGCUCAGUGCUCAGUGGCAGGUCUGCUAAUUUGUUGCUUCACAGAAAAGAUCAUCCUUCCUCCCAGGCUCCCACCCUCCCACCCUCGUCAUGCUUUCACCUCACGCCAUUAAUACAUCUCCCGAUGCUCCAAACUGGACUGCCAUGAAAACCCAAAUCCGGCAGUGAAAAACCCCAAAAAAAGAACGGAAGUAGGCAGUUUUAGGCAUUCUCCUUCCUACUCUUCUUGCAGCUUUUCUUUCAUCUCUCACAGCCAAACGGGUACUCCCUUGCUUAUAGGGAUAUCUUUCCUCUAUCUCUGAACGGUUUAAGGUUCAUUUUCUCUUUCAGCAAUUUUUUUGUUGUUGAGAGAUUUCUGAACUGGGUCAGAUCAUAUGCAUUUCUGAAAAAAUGGAGAAGGUGAUGGAUGAUUUAAAGCUGGCCGAGGCGAAUCAAGGGAAGUUCCUCAGCUUGAUCGACGAGGUUCAGUCAAUAUCUUCCUCAAUCAUUUCGAUGACCCUUCAACGGAAGGAUCUAGACCUGCAGUACGGGUCGAUAAGAGAGAGUUUACUUCAGCAGGCGCGAGAACUUGCCUCGCAAGGUACCGAGAUGGAGGAAGCUAGGAGAAGGAUUGAGAUGCGAGAAAAUGAGGCCGAGGUUAAGAUGGGAACCGCUCUAGGGUUCCUGGGUGAGGUUGUAAAGAAGGAACGGGAACUGGGUUUGUUGAAAGACCAGAUUCGGGAGCGUGGCUGGGAGCUUCAGGGGAAAGAGAAGGAGCUAGGGCUUCGACAGAGGGCGUUGAAUGAGAUAGGCUGGGAAAUUCGUGACAGAGAAAGGGAAAGGGAUUCAGUCCUGAAAUCUGUUGAGGAAGAGUCCCAGAAGCUUCAGGCGGAAAGGGAAGAGUUGGCUGAGGUAAGGAACUUGAUUGUCCUGUGUAAUUCAGAAUAUGAACUGAAAGAAAAGCAGUUGAGAACGGUGGAGAGGGAUAUGGGGUUUGCGAUAAAUAGGUUGAUACAAUGUGAAGAGGAACUCAAGGGUAAACAAAAUCUACUAGGCGAGGUAGGAAGGAAGUUGGAUGGGCUGAGGGAGGAAGUUUGUGGGAAAGAGAGGGAUUUGUGUUCAUUGCAGAAAUCUUUCAAUCAACAAUCGAAGGAGCUCGAGUUAAGUCGGAAUGUUAUACGGAGAGUGGGGAAGUUGUUUCUGAGUUCUAGUUCGGAACUCCAGGAAAAAGAGCAACAGUUGCUUAACGUGAGGAACUUGAUUGUGGAGUCUAAUGCUGAACAUGAAUCGAAAGAAAAGCAGCUGACUAUGGUGAUUAGGGAGCUUCAGGGUAAGGAGGGGGACGUGAGGUUGGCUGAACAGAAGUUGGCAGAAUAUGUUCUGGAAGUUGAGGGUAAACAGAAUGUAUUGGGUUCCUUGGAAAGGAAAUUGGAUGAGUUAAGGGAGGAAGUUUGUAGGAAAGAGGAGCAAUUGUGUUCACUGCUGAAGUCUCUUGAGGAACAAUCAAAGGAGCUUGAGUUAAGAAAGAAGGAAACAGAUGAAGCAAUGAAUUUACUUCAAGUAAAAGAGAGAGAGUUGGCUUCAGUGAGAAACUUCAUUGCAGAAUGCAGUGCUGAGCGCCAAUUCAAGGAGAAUCAGCUGGGUGUGGUUGUAGGGAAACUGCAAGUCGUGGAACAUUGUGGAGAGAAGCUCCAAGAUGAGAGGAAGCCAAUGGCUUUUGAGGAGCAGUCGCAAGAGCUCGAGAUGAGGCAUAAUGAAAUUGAGACGUUGGCAAUCUCACCUCCGAGCACUAUUUCUGAGCUCCAGGGGGAAGAAAAACAGUUGAUUAAGGCAAGGAACUUGAUUGGCCAGUAUACUGUUGAAUGUGAACUGAGAGAAGAGCAGUUGUGUAUGGUGGAUAGAGUGAUUCAAGAUAAGGAGAGGGACAUGGGUUCUGUGCAACAGAGGCUUGAAGAAUGUAGAGAGGAACUUGUGGGUAAAGAGAGGCUAUUAGGUUGCUUGCAGAAUUAUAUGACAGAAAAGUCAAAUGAGCUUGAAUUACUGCAGAAUAAAAUGAAGAGAAAGACGAAUUUGCUCUCGAAUUCUAGUUCUGAGCUCCAGCAAAAAGAGAGAGAAUUAGCUGAGGCAAGGAACUCUAUCACAGUAUGCAAUGCUGAGUGCGAAUUGGAAGAGAAGCAGCUGGGUGUGGUAGUUGGUAAGCUUCAGGUUAAGGAGAAAGUAACGUGUUCCACUCAACAUAAUUUGGAAGAAUGUGCACAGGAGCUUGAGACUAAACAGAAGCCAUUAGGUUCCAUACAAAGUACAGUGGAUUGGCUCAGAGAGAAGGUUCGUAUGAAAAGGGAAGAAUUGGAUUCUUUGCAGAAGUCUUUAGAUGAGCAGAGAAACAAAAAGCAAGCUGGAACUACAGAUGGAGCCCUUCCAUGUGAAAGAAAUCCAGAUUCCCCCCUAGAUGGGCCAUCACCGUCUUAUUUGACCGAUAGUGAGGUCUCUACUGCAAUUCGGCAGUCAUCAGACCCAGCAAGGAUGAUCAUCGACCAGAUGAAAGAGUCAAUUUUCCAAACUAAUACCAAGAAUUACAACCAAACUGUAGUAAGGAACCACAUUGUUAUGCUGGAGCAGCUGAUGGGAGUCUCACCAAAGGUAAGUCCUGAGGUUGAAGAAGCAGCAACCAGUCUGGCUAUUGCUUGGAUGGGUAAUUUAAGACAGGCGGCUCAUGGUACAGUGGAUGUUUUGGCAUUCCUCUUGUUUUUGGCUGCAUUUGGAGUUGGCUCUCGUUUUGAAGGAGAAGAUACGUUGAAAUUUGUCGAGAUGGUUGCUCACCAUGAAAGGGCUCCUGAGUUAUGCCGUUCCCUUGGGCUUUCAAAGUGGAUACCUGGACUUGUCCAGAGACUGAGUGAGAAGGACAUGCAUAUGGAGGCCAUUAGAUUCAUUUUGGUAUUCAAGCUAGCUGAAAACUUCCCACCAAACCAGUUCCUCUUGAGCCACUUGGAGAAGACAAGGAUCUUUGAAGAUGGGAAUGACUUACUUGAGUCGCAGUUCCAGGCCCUGAACAAGCAUCUUGACUCCUUAAAAGCUAUUUCACAACAAGUGUCCGGAUUAGGGUUGGAUCCGAGUUUCUUGAACCAUAAGAUCAGCGACCAUCUCCAAGAACUGGAGACUCGAGUUGGACGCAAAAGAAGUUGCUUGAUAGCAACUGGUCUUAUUAUACAGACGCCAAGGUAUGCUGGUGCAACUGUUUCUGGCAACAAAUGGCCAUUGCUGCAGCUGGGAAAUUCGACAGAAGAAGGACAAAGAAAGAAGCGGCAGAAGAAGAGCUAGAAAGAGUGGUAUGUAUGAAUGCAUGCCUGGUGUGAGUAGAUGUGAUAGAAUAUAGCUGACAUAUUGUUGUCAAGGAACUUCUCUAUUUAGCAUUUAGGCAUAGGCGGGCAUAGCUAGCUCUAGUUGGAAAUUUGGAAUAUGAGCUCAUUAUAUAGGUCAAAAUCAUUAUCUGGUAACCAUCUUGUUGGAUACAUUUACUCUUCUUCUUUUAUUUACCAAAGACUAUGAUGAGUUUAGCAACCAAUUGCAAAUCUAGGCAAGUAAUGAAUGAACAAACAUACUAGUCGGUCAUCCCAACUAUUCUAUGUGGUCGAUAAGGUGCGAAUUAAAUACCAAUUAAGAC